CUUGCUUUCUUUCUUUCAUCAUCACCUCCCGCGUCCUUUUAUCCUUCCUCGUUCUCCACCUAACCGCUUCUUUGUUCUGGACCUGCGCCUUCAGCACCCGGCGCCGAUUGGUCCGCUACCCUCAGCUCGAGAGCUUCCCGCUUCAUUGUAUUCGUCGCGUCCUUGCGUGGCGAACCACCCGCGACAACAACCUACCUUCUUUGACCUGUUCAUCUGAUCUUCAUCCCGCUUUUCCGGUCGCAUUCCAUCCAACAAGCCUUUCCGUUGAGACCCUCGCGCCUGGUCGAGCUUCGUCUGCUUGCUGUUGUUCCCAUCGACAGCAGUCAUCGGGCAUGGCUCCGUAGCUGUCGAGGUCGUUUCCUUUCUUUCGCAACCGAAACAUUCAACUCCUCGACCGGUACUGCUUCGCUAUCGGUGAUAGGGAGGUAGGGGGUUUUUCUGGAGGGGGUUGGAGACGAGGAUUGAUUACCAUUAACGAUUAAAAGCCAGGCAUGCUUCUCCGGUUACCGCCCAGCCUCCAUUACCCGAUCACCGUCACGUCGCUGCUCAAACAGCCGGGCGAUGCGGUGGAACGGGAUGAGGCGUUGUUUUGGUAUGUCUACCAGACUACCGUCACGGAGGGUGAUGGGCUGGGGAAUAAGAUCGAGGUGAAGCGCAAGUUUCCGACCAAGUUUGAGUCGACGGUUGAUGGUGAGGUGGUACAAUGGAAGAUUGCUAAGGGUGAUGUUAUUGAUGAACCGGUGGAUGUUCUAGAGGUCGAUGAGCCAUGUGCCCAUGAGGUUCAGUUUGGCGGUCUCUGUGCUGAGUGUGGCAAGGAUAUGACUGAGUCGUCGUAUAAUACAGAGGUGGCUGAUGUGAUGCGCGCGCCGAUCCAGAUGGCCCAUGAUAAUACCGCCCUGACCGUCAGUGCUCGGGAAGCUACAAGAGUGGAGGAAGAUGCGAAGCGUCGUUUACUGUCGAACCGGAAACUCUCGCUUGUUGUCGAUCUGGACCAGACGAUUAUUCAUGCUACUGUUGACCCGACGGUGGGAGAGUGGAUGCAGGAUAAGGAGAACCCGAACUACCAAGCUCUGAGCGAUGUUCGUGCGUUUCAGCUGGUGGACGAUGGACCCGGCAUGCGUGGAUGUUGGUACUAUGUCAAAUUACGACCUGGGCUAGAGUCAUUUCUGCAGAAUGUCUCGGAGAUGUUUGAGCUGCAUAUUUACACCAUGGGAACGAGAGCCUAUGCGCAACAUAUCGCCAGUAUCAUAGAUCCAGAUCGCUCGCUCUUUGGGGACCGUAUUCUCAGCCGUGACGAGAGUGGUAGUCUGACGGCCAAGAACCUGCACCGGCUGUUUCCGGUGGACACCAAGAUGGUCGUCAUUAUCGACGACCGCGGGGACGUCUGGCGCUGGAGCCCCAAUCUCAUCAAGGUGUCGCCCUAUGACUUUUUCGUUGGCAUUGGGGACAUCAACUCGAGUUUCCUCCCCAAGAAGCAGGAGCUGGGGCCACCCAGCAAGCCUGGCGAGAAGCCGGCGCCCAAGCCAACGAAGGGUGCGCUGGAGGAGCACCACGUCAACGGGGCAACCGCGAAGACCGAUGAGCAGAGCGAGGUUUCGACAUUAGAGCAGCUGGUGACGAUGGGUGGUGGAGACAAUCCUCGACUAUUGCAGGAGCAGAGUGACGCGCAAGAGGAGACAAUUAUGCAUCAGGUGGAGGACCGGCCGUUGCUGCAGAAGCAGCGGGAGCUGGAUGCGGAGGAUGACGCGGCGGAGAGCAGCGAUACUUCCAGCAGUAUGGACGACUCGCAAGAUCUGAGCAAGCACCGGCAUCAUCUGUUGGAGGACAACGACCGGGAGCUGUUCGACUUGGAAGUGCGCCUGGAGCAGGUGCACCGGGACUUCUUUGACGAAUACGACCGAAGAAGGUCACGGGCGCUGGGCGGCCGCGUGGCAGCUCUCCGAGGCGAAAAGGUGCCGUCCAAGGAGAAGGAUGUGGAUCUGAAACUGGUGCCCGACGUCAAGGACAUCAUGCCUCAUAUCAAGCGGCGCAUCCUCGGCGGCGUCGUUCUGGUAUUCUCUGGCGUGCUCCCGCUCGGCACGGAUACGCAGAAUGCCGAUAUCUCCCUCUGGGCGAAGAGCUUUGGCGUCGUCAUCGCAUCCAAGAUCAAUGUACGGACCACACAUCUUGUGGCCGGGCGCAACCGCACCGCCAAAGUGCGAGAAGCGACGCGAUAUCCCAAGAUCAAGAUUGUUACGACGCAAUGGCUCCUGGACUGUCUCAUCCAAUGGAAGCGACUGGCCGAGGAACCAUAUCUACUGCCGGUGCACCCUGACGACCGCGGGGAGCCGAUCUCGCCCGGAUCUAAAGAGUUGGCUGAGAGCUCGUGGCUUUCGUCCUCGGACGACGCCACCGGGGACUCUUUAGCGGAUGACGAGGAGGCAACCGAAGACAUCCUCAAGUCGGCAGGCAUGGAUCAAAUGUCGCCCAUUGGCUACGAUGAGGAGCAACAGGCGGCCGUGCAUGAGGAGCUCAAGGAGUUCCUGGGCAGUGACGACGAGAGUGAGAGUGACAGCGAUGUGUCGAUGGUAGACGAGAUGGGCGCCAGCAAGAAGCGAAAGCGUGAAGAUGGUGACGGGAGCGGGGACGAGGAGACGGACAGUGCCGGCGAGGAGGGCGACGUGCCCGGCUCACGGCUGGCGCAGCGGAUCAAACGGUCGUACGAGCGGAGUACCGGACUCAAGGAGAUGGCCAGCGCAGGGACCGAGGCAUCGACAGCUGCAUCCACAACGCCAGACGAGCCAGACGAGGCGUCCGCGCUGCAGGGCCCGGCGGAGAGCUCCCCGGUGGACCCGGCAGAGGUGGACCCGGCGGAGGAGGACGACGAGCUGGAGCGAGAGAUGCUGGCGGCGUUUGAGGACGGGGACUACAACUCGGAGGCGGAGGAGCAGAUUGCGAACGAGAAUGGAUAGGACAUGUAUCUGGUUGGAUUGGUGUGGAUCUUGGAUGUGAUCUUGGCAGUGUAAUUUAUUGGGGGCGUUACUGUCGAGCAUUUGCUUGUCGAAGUGAUGGCAUAGCGAGGGCGUUAGUAGCGCGAAAAAUGAUACAUUUACCAUGCAG
Aspergillus ibericus CBS 121593 is the source of this 3099-nucleotide messenger RNA. It is a transcript of the gene fcpA, whose product is annotated as protein-serine/threonine phosphatase. The transcript has 3 exons. Lineage: Eukaryota; Fungi; Ascomycota; Eurotiomycetes; Eurotiales; Aspergillaceae. Gene Ontology annotation, cellular component: nucleus. The coding region runs from base 492 to 2951 and encodes 819 amino acids. The record is from RefSeq and is a predicted model, not a curated record. Gene Ontology annotation, molecular function: RNA polymerase II CTD heptapeptide repeat phosphatase activity.